UUUAUUCUCUCGGUGGAAGUUGCAACGAAUGACGCGAGAGUGUGGCACCUUCUGUUUCGCUGGUGCUGACCAAUGAAUGUCCCAUCUGCAGCGCACCGUGGCUUAAAGACAAGAUGACCUAAUCUCACUAAAUUGAUCAUCUGCACUACUCGCCAUGUCCACCCACCGUGCUGUCGCUAUCACUGCCAUUGGGUCGCUGCAGGUCAUCGACUUGCCUACCCCAGCUCCUGAGCCCGACGAAGUGCUAGUGCAUGUACGCUACGCUGCACUUAUCCCUUUCGACGAAUAUCAACUCGAUGCAGGUUUCGCGCUGUCCGUGAACGACUUCCCGCGUGUGGUCGGGUUUGCUAGUGCGGGAUAUGUGAAGGCCGUCGGAUCGAACGUGAAGGACUUGAAGGAAGGGGAUAGGGUUACUGCAUACAACUUCCCUGAGACGAAGAACAAAGCUGCUCAAGAGUAUACACUUGUGCCGCGGGUCCAUGUCGCGAAGGUCCCAGAAUCGGUUCAGCUGCACGAAGCAGCAUCCAUUACGGACAACUACACCACUGCCAUAUACACCGUUUUCGGUAGUCCCAAUCUCGCACUACCAGUGCCUCCGUCCCUAGUUCCGUCUUCCGCGAUCCCUGAACGCACCGCUGUGGACCUUUCCGCACCUGCCCUUGUCUACGGCGCGGGCUCGUCCUCUGGCCAGUUCCUCGUUCAGGCUCUGCGCAUUGCAGGCUUCACGAACAUCUUUGCUGUCGCGUCAAGCCACCAUCAUACCUUCCUGCGCACGCUUGGCGCUACUCAGACCUUCGACUACCGCGCACCGGACGUCGUCUCGCAGAUUCGCGCUGCUGCCGGCAGCACCGCGUACGGGCGCUUCGCAGUCGCGGUCGACCCUAUCGCUGCACGCUCGAGCCUGACGCUGCUUAGCGAAAUCCUCGCGCCGUCCGGCACUGCAGCAGACACGCCCGCAACGCGGCUCGCGAUCCUCGCGCCAUUCAAGGAUGGCGACAGCGUGACGAACGCGCCCGAUAGCGCGAUGCACUUCACGUUCCCGCCCUGGCUCGAUGCGCUGUUCGCUGGCAAGGACGUGCAGCUCCUCCCGAUCUUUACCUUCCAACUGCACGGCGACGCCUUCUCGCGCGAAAACAUUAUUCCUGUCAUUCUCCCGCGGCUUCUCGAGCGCGGUGAGAUACGGCCGAACCCCAUUCGGUUAUUGAACGAGGGCAGCGUGCUAGAUCGCGUAAACACGGGGUUGGAGCUGUUGAGGAAGAACAAGGUUAGCGGGGAGAAGGUUGUUGUCGACUUGCAGUUCGAUGUCUAGGACUCAUAUCGGAGAAUCCUGUAAUAUUGUGCGUAUAUGAAGAAUCAUGAAUUCGAUGACAGCAUGCCCCCUCCCCAAACACUGUCUGCAAGAACUGUUCGCUCCAGUUAAGAUGACGGUUAGCGUAAGGGCUUAUAGGACAAGAAGGCAGGCAGCCUCUACUGCAUGACGGUCUGGGAGAGUGAUAUAUAUAUACAUAUGCACCUUUGUGGGUAUUCUGAUCGUUUGCUACCUAUAAAGUUCGAGGCUUGCGCGCACCAGCGCUGUCUAGGAGGCGGG
Molecule: messenger RNA, 1588 nt
Organism: Phanerochaete carnosa HHB-10118-sp
Lineage: Eukaryota; Fungi; Basidiomycota; Agaricomycetes; Polyporales; Phanerochaetaceae
Exons: 3
Coding region: 155-1309 (384 amino acids)
Molecular function (GO): oxidoreductase activity, acting on NAD(P)H
Source: RefSeq, a predicted model, not a curated record